Molecule: messenger RNA, 3734 nt
Organism: Linum trigynum
Lineage: Eukaryota; Viridiplantae; Streptophyta; Magnoliopsida; Malpighiales; Linaceae
Source: the annotation of a GenBank genome assembly
GCCUCUCUCCUUCCUUCUUCCCCCCGCCCAAGGGAAGAGAGAGGAGCAAGGAAUUUCUCCCUCUUCCCUCUCGCCGGCCGGAGCUCAUCACGCUCAGAAAGCUUUUGUCCCGGCCUGGGAGGGAGGGGGAAGGAGACAACCGGAACGGUGUGAGGAGGAACUGACCAAUCUCUCAGAGAGAGAGAGAGAGAGAGAGAGAGGGGACGAAGAACAGAAAUCGCUUACCGCCGGAGCUUGGAUAUCCUUCCUCCCUGCUCCGGCUGAUUCGCCUCUGCUCUCUCCCUUCUCUCGCGGACGCCAGCGGUCGCGGUGGAGAAGUUUCUUUGUUUGUUUGUGUGUGUUAGUCUUAAUUCUAGAGGAGAAUGCUUUGGCGAUCGAGCAAUCUAAGAUCCUGACCUGAUUUUCUCUCGCUACCGGCUCGUUUCUUCUCCCUGAAUUCGACUCUGUUUGGCGACAAGAGAAAAUGAGCGUGGUGAGCUCGACGAUCCGCGGUAGGGGCGACCGGCGGAGCGCGCUGGGAUCAUGGGGCGGGGACGAGUCGGUGUCGAUUUCCGGCGACGUCGCCGGCGAAUCGGAGAAGAUUCACGUCUCCAUCAGGCUGAGGCCGCUCAACGACAAGGAAAUGGUGAAGAACGACGUCUCCGAUUGGGAAUGCAUCAGUGCCACCACCCUCAUCUUCAAAUCCUCCAUGCCCGAUCGCUCCAUGCUCCCUUCCGCCUUCACAUUCGAUAGAGUGUUCGGGCCGGAUUCCGGCACGAAGCAGGUCUAUGAGGAAGUGGCCAAGGAAGUCGCUCUUUCCGUCGUCAGCGGCGUCAAUGCUAGCAUUUUCGCGUACGGCCAAACGAGCAGUGGGAAGACGUAUACGAUGAGCGGAAUCACAGAGUACGCCAUGGCAGACAUUUUCAACUACACCUACCAGAACCAAGAAAGAGAGUUUGUGUUGAAAUUCUCCGCCAUUGAGAUCUACAACGAAGCUGUUAGAGACUUGCUUAGCUCGGAUCCCAGUCCUCUCAGGCUUCUGGAUGAUCCAGAGAGAGGAACCAUUAUUGAUAAGCUUAUUGAAGAGACGGUUGAAGACUGGAACCACCUGCAGGAACUCCUUUCCAUUUGUGAAGCUCAAAGGCACAUAGGAGAGACUGCUCUGAAUGAGUUCAGCUCCAGAUCACAUCAAAUCCUUAGGCUAACGGUGGAAAGCUGUGCUCGUGAGAACUUUGGUUCAGGGAAUUUGAGCACUCUCACUGCUUCCCUGAAUUUCGUUGAUUUGGCAGGGAGUGAGCGAGCUUCUCAGGCAUGGUCAACCGGUACGAGAUUAAAAGAAGGUUCCCACAUUAACCGCAGCUUGCUCACCUUGAGCACCGUAAUCCGCAAACUAAGCAAAGGGAAAUACGGACACAUACCCUACAGAGAAUCCAAGUUGACCAGGAUACUGCAGAAUUGCUUGGGAGGCAAUGCGAAGACUGCCAUAAUCUGCACAAUGAGCCCUGCCCGUUGCCACGCCGAGCAAUCGAGAAACACGCUCAUGUUCGCCAGCUGCGCCAAGGAAGUGUCGACCAGCGCACAGGUCAACGUGGUGAUGACUGACAAGGCCUUGGUGAAGCAGCUGCAGAGGGAGAUCUCCAGGUUGGAGGGCCAACUUGAGCGCCAGGCCAAAAACAGCUUGGUAGGAACCAUGUCCAAAGCCAACGAUACAGCUGCAUUGCUGAAGGAGAAAGACCUUUUGAUUGAGCAGUUGCAGGGGAAGAUCUCCAGGAUGGAGGGCCAACUUGAGCGCCAGGCCAAGAACAGCUUGGUAGGAACCAUGUCCAAAGCCAGCGAUACAGCUGCGUUGCUGAAGGAGAAAGACCUUUUGAUUGAGCAGUUGCAGAAGGAUAUCUCCAGGUUGGAGGGCCAACUUGAGCUGCAGGCCAACAGCUUGGUAGGAACCAUGUCCAUAGCCAACGAUACAGCUGCAUUGCUUAAGGAGAAAGAACUUUUGCUUGAGCAGAUGGAGCAAGAGAUCAAGGAGUUGACCUGGCAGCGCGAUCUUGCACAAUCGCACAUCGAUAGCUUGCUGAAAUCAGUCAGGGAAGAUCGACUCUACAGAGUGGACGAGAAUUCAGUAUUAGAGGCUGAUGCAGUUCCCGCAAGAAGCAGCAACACCGGUAGGGAGUACGACCAGUUCAGCAUGCCUAAUCCUGUUCCCAAGAGGCAAUUGCUUGAGACCCAAGCAAGUCUCGGAGCUAACUCUCUGCAGGAGGAGAUCCCUCAACGGAGCACCAUCGAGUCAGAGAACAUGUGCAGGGACGUCCCUUGUGCUGAAAUGGGAGAAACUCCAUCAACAAAAAUGGAUAAUACUACAGAUGAACCUGCUGAUGUGACAUUAGCGACGGCUGAGGAAACCAAGGAGCUUUGCGACGUGGGUUCCUAUGACAUACACGAGAUUCUGAAGCGGAGGGUUCAGGAAUUGCAGAAGACGAUAGAAAGUUUGGACAAGUCUUCUCCUUAUAGGUCGGAGAAAGGCGUGUCGUGGACCAGAAGCAAGAGCAAGAAAGUUGUGGUGAUGACUAUUCCCUCGGCACUUUGGUCCAAGAAAGCAGAGGACAAGGAAGAAGACAGUGAAGAGGAGGAUGGUUACGAUGCUAGAGACUCUAGUGCAACUGACGAGGAGAUUACCGAGAGACGAGAGAAUCCGGAAGAGGACAACAAGGGUCUGAAGAUGGAGCACGUGUCACGAAUGAACAACUCAGAGUAUCCGGAGAGCUGUGUUGUUGGCACCAAAGAGGAUGAGAUCAUUAAAGAGAUCGAUGUUCAUUUUGAUGAUUUUGAUGAUACGACGAGUGUUCUGAAUUCAGUUGCAGGAGGAAAGAAGGGUAAGAAAAUAAUCAAGCAUCAUAAGCAGCCGACCAGAGAAAUCGGUGUCAUUUCGGUUGUGGAGCCACUGAGGAGAAUUCCAGAAGGGAGGCCAAUGACACGGGCAAGAGACCUUGUUUCGGAGACAAACAGGAGUUUGAGCCAGAGCCAAGCUAACUGGUCACAGAAAUUUGAGAGGUACCGCAGGAAGAUCAUCGAGCUAUGGGCGAAAUGCAAUGUACCAUUGGUCCACAGGAGUUACUUCUUCCUCCUCUUCAAAGGAGAUCCUUCGGACAACGUGUACAUGGAAGUUGAGCUCAGGAGACUCUACUUCAUGAAGGACACAGCUGCUCGUGGAAACAACCCGGUCGUGGAUAGUCAGGUCGCUACGUACACCUCUAGUUCGAAGCUUCUAAAUCGGGAGAGGAUAAUGUUGGCCAAACAACUGCAGAAGAAGUUGACGAGAAGGGAAAGGGAAGAGCUUUACCUGAAGUGGAACAUAGAACUCGACACGAAGCAGAGAGCAUUGCAGCUGGCUGGAAAGCUGUGGACGGACUUGAGAAACAUAAGACACGUUAGGGAAAGUUCAAUCCUCGUAGUGAAGCUAAUCGGGUUUGUAGAGCCACAAUAUGCGCCAAAGGAGCUAUUCGGGCUCAGCUUCUUGAACCCGUCAGCUAACCAGAAGUCCUCCAGCUGGAGGGACAACGUGUCCUCUCUUCUAUGAGAGGCUCAUUCUAUCUCUACGCAGUUUGCUAACAAAGAUUAGAUGCCUUUUGUAUACAAUACACAGUAACACACACAACUAAAAUUUUUUGGACAGUUUGGGGAAGUAACGGUCUUUCCUUGUAAAUGAAAGAGAAAGGGCUUUUAAGCCGAGAGUGUAGUAAAAAAAAGGUAAUUUUUGG